This is a messenger RNA of Drosophila subpulchrella, 782 nucleotides long. Its product is annotated as protein TEX261. Gene Ontology annotation, cellular component: Golgi membrane; endoplasmic reticulum membrane; COPII-coated ER to Golgi transport vesicle. Gene Ontology annotation, biological process: endoplasmic reticulum to Golgi vesicle-mediated transport. Bases 95 to 691 code for a protein of 198 amino acids. NCBI's taxonomy places the organism in Eukaryota, Metazoa, Arthropoda, Insecta, Diptera, Drosophilidae. The record is from RefSeq and is a predicted model, not a curated record. The transcript has 3 exons. Gene Ontology annotation, molecular function: COPII receptor activity.
UACAACACACUGAUCGGAUUGUUUUGUUUUGUCGGCCGAUUUUAGCCGAAUAUAACUACGUAUAUAUCUUUAUCUUCUGGUCCAAGUACACACCAUGGCCUUCCUCUACAUACUGGGCUGGAUAUCCCUGGGCAUACAGAUCGUAUUCCUGACGUUAUCCAUAGUGGCUGGACUCUAUUAUCUGGCUGAACUAGCCGAGGAGUACACCACGGCGGCGAGGAAGUGCAUCCUCUUCCUGAUCAGCUUCACGAUCUUCAUCUACAUCCUGCUGAUGCUCUUCGAGGACCUCCCGUGGAGCCUGAUAAUAUGUGGAUUCGUUGCCCAGGGCUUCCACCUCGGAAUCAUGGGAGGAUUCCCCUUUGUGCGGUUCCUCUCGCUUCCGUUGCUGGGAUCCCUGACCAUGCUGGUGGUCAAUCACUUCCUGGCCUUCCAGUAUUUCACCACCGUUUAUGUGCCUUUCACGCAGGUGCUGGCCUACUUCACUAUCUGCAUGUGGAUCGUGCCCUUCGCCCUGUUUGUCUCACUCAGCACGAAUGAUAGCGUCCUGCCCACCACCGUCAGCGACCAGAGCCGGCGCAGUCCGGACGUGGUCAGCAACUACUUCUCGCGGAACAAGAAGCAGGGCCUGCUAUCACUGUUCCAGUAUCUGAAAGACACCCUGUUCCCUGGGCGGACCAAGAAGGCCUUCUAGACGUAGUUUAUUUAAUGUUUAUUUAUUUUUGUAGCUGAAAUCAAGACAAAAGUAUACAAAAGCGUAUGUAAACUACGUUUAUGGAAUGACA